AUGCAACCUCCUGAAGAAAAACCAAAAGAAGAAGGAGAAGAAAAGCCAAAAGAAGAAUAGUAACAGUAGUAACAAACCCAACAGUAGUAAAAGCCUCCUGCCAAGAAUUACUUAGACUUAUCUAAUAAACCAAUUCCUCCAAAUGCAAUAGUGAUUAAUUUUGAAGUCUGCAUCAAUUGCUAAAAAUCACAUUCGUUUUGUACACAGCAUGACGAACUUCGAUAUGCAAAAUUAUAUCAUGAAUUUAAGGAUGCUGUUGAAGCUGCAAUUCCAAAUUCGUUCUGCGUAGUUAAUCAUUCAAUUUAGAAACCUUCCAUCGGAGCAUUUGAAAUAACUCAUUAAAACAAGAUAAUCUACUCUAAAAAGAAUUCUGGUUUGUUUCCUUGUGUUGCACCUACAGUGGAGAGAAUUAAAAGAUUUCUUGAUGAUCUCUAAAAUGGCAAAGAUGUUAAGGGUUAUGCCACAACCAAAGAAAAGAAGCAAGAAAAACCAAUUGAAAAGAAAUCAAAACCAACCUUUUAGGCUUACAUAAGGAUGAAGGAAGAGGAAUUUGCAAGGCAAGAAGCAAUUAGAGAAGAAAAUGAAAGAAAGAGAAAGGAGUAAGAAGAGAAGGAAGAGAAGGAAAGACAAGAGAGGGAGAAAAUAGAAGCAGAGAAUAAGAGAAUUGCAGAAGAGGAAGCUGCAAAGAAAGCUGAAGAAGAGAGAUUGAAAAAGGAAGAAGAAGAUAAAAUUAAAGCUGAGGAAGAAAAAAAGAAGGCUGAAGAAGCUGCAUAAAAUCCUUAGACAUAAGAAGGUGGUGAAAAACCUCAAGAACAACCUUAAGGUGAGAAGCCAGCUGAAAAACCAGCUGAGAAACCAGCUGAAAAACCAGCUUAAUGA
This is a messenger RNA of Paramecium tetraurelia, 879 nucleotides long. RefSeq lists its product as uncharacterized. The record is from RefSeq and is a predicted model, not a curated record. The transcript is spliced from 4 exons. NCBI's taxonomy places the organism in Eukaryota, Ciliophora, Oligohymenophorea, Peniculida, Parameciidae.